UGCUUCUUCUUUUGAGACAUGGACACUGCUGGUAAAGGCAAACGUACCACAUCUAAAAAAGAUGCUGAGAAACUCCAAUGCGAUGCCAAGAACAGUAUGGAAUCUGGUGGGGCAGCCGGAGGUGGUAACGGCGGUCACCCCAAUCAAAACGUGAAUCCUGGUCAGGAGGGCUCUCAUCAAAGGCUUUCUAAGAAGCAGCUUUACACCUUGCUGAGCCUAUGGAUGGAGGUUUUCCCAAAUACAGAAACAUCUGACGAUCCUAAAAAAUCUGAUGAAAUAAAGAUAAAUACAGUUGGUCUUGUUGUAGUAGAAAAUUCUAAAAUAAUUGGCUUACAUCGUUCGAGUAAAAAUGUACAUGCGGGACAAGUAGCCAUUCUCAAACAUGCAUUAAGACUGCAAGGCUGCGAGCUGUAUUUCUCAAGAAAACCAUGUUCAACAUGCUUGAAAAUGAUUAUAAAUGCUGGAGUGAAAAGUGUCUUCUACUGGCCAGUAGAUCCAGAAGUAAGCUUAUGUGGUCAAAAUACAGUCAAGGCAGAAGAUGAUGCCAAUGCUGUGGAAAAGCUGACAUCAAACAGUCAUACUCGUGUCCAGAUAUUACUUCUACCUGUGUCUGAUGAAUUACAGAACUUUAUAAGUAACACCUCAAUGAGAAGUAUUUUCCGUAGGAAAGUUGGGGAGCAGAUUGAAGGAGAACAUAAUCUCAGGGAAAACUUUGAAAGGUUAUUUCUAAUUGCAGACGAACAGGAUCACAAAAGUAUCUUGGGGAAAAUUGGUUUGGAAACUAUUGUUUCAGAUCAUUGUUUCACUAUUCUGAAGAGUGCCAUGAAAAAGCUUAUUUAUUUACUGGCAGAUAUAAGUUCCAGUGUUCCAGAAUUGCCAAACUGGGGAUUUUAUCCCACUUCUUCAAAUAACGAAUCUUCUAGUACUCAUCAACGUGAUGUUGCAAGACACUGUAUGGUACAAGCAGAGCUACUAUCUUACAGGACAGAAGAUCCUAAAACCAAAGUUGGAGCAGUUAUUUGGGCCAAAGGAAAAUCUCAUUGUGCUGGCACAGGAAAUAUGUACUUGGUGGGUUGUAGUUACAAUGGCUUUGUCAUCGGGUCAGAGUUUGCAGAUUUUCCACGGACGGUGACUGCUAAACAACGAAGUGCAGUGAAUAAAUACAAAUAUAUCAUACACGCAGAACAGAACGCACUUUAUUUUCGCUCUCAGGAUAUAAAGGUAGAGGAUGAGCCAAUGCUGUUUACAACCAAGUGUCCCUGUAAUGACUGUGUAUUCUUAAUUCAAGCUGCUGGUAUUAAAGAGAUCUACACAGAUAACAGUGAUGCUGGUUCGGUUCAAGGGGAAAUCUCUUUUACGGAAUUUCCUAAACUUAAUGACAUAAAAAAAUAUACCUGGCAAAGGUAUGAUGGUUAACCUAAUAACAUUUAAUCUGGAACUGCUGAAGCUGCCCAACCGGCUAUAAGAAAUCAUGAUGAAGAACCUCGUUAGAAGAAAAUGCAUAACAAAUAAAAUGAAGCAUUUUAAAUUAUUUUCUUUUAUUCUAAUCAUAUUUUAGCCCUUUUAUAAUUAGGUUUGCAUGUUUCGAAUUUCAAAUGCCUUUAGCUUUGGAUAAUUUAAUCAAGUUAUUGAGAUGGAUGAGGUAAUAUGCUGAAUGUAUUGCAGUUUAUUAAGGUACACGGGUUUAUGUUAUGUCUGGGAAUUAGCCUGCAUGCAUUGCACAAAACAAUGGUUAACUCACCUUUUGUAACAUAUUUAUUAUUUUUGUUGAGAGUUGCUGUCAAGAUUCCACAAAUCACAUAGACGUCAUUUGAAUUCUUGAUGAUUGUUAUGAAUAGUGAGUUAAUCAGAAAGUCCCAUGCAACUUGUAUUACUGAUUUAAAUUUCUGAUGUGGUACUGGUUACUGCUGCUGAACAGAACACUACACCUUAUGAACCUCAAAAUGUCAGUGAAGAAAUGUUAUAAUAUAAAAUGAAGAACAGAUUAUAGAAAAUGUUAUACUUGCAUUAUGAAACAUUUUUAGAUUAUAGUUAUGCAAAUUGUAAACUUUUUCUAUAACUGAGAAAUGAAGCAAAGUUAAUGCCACUGAUAUACCUUUCCUGGAAUUUGUAUUUAAUACAUAACAUUAUGGCUGAUUAUCCCUUUAUAAAACAGUUUAAUUAUGCUAACUACUUCUGAGUUCUCAAAAACUGAAAUUAGUAUGAAGUACAAAAUACACAAGGAGAAGGGGAAAUGUUGUUCCUAUCUGAAUAGAUAUUAUCAUCUCCUGUAAUCAAAUAGCCAGAUUCAUACCUCUUAGAGUUACUUUCAGCAGGUUUCCUUUUGAAAUGAUCCACUCAUGAGUAGUCUUAUAAGUGCCUUAGAAAUAGGUGCAUAAGUAUAUACUAGGCUAGGUGCCCUUGUGGGCAAUUUUAUGUCUAGCCAAUUCACAUUUUGUGCUCGAAU
Molecule: messenger RNA, 2446 nt
Organism: Protopterus annectens (West African lungfish)
Lineage: Eukaryota; Metazoa; Chordata; Ceratodontiformes; Protopteridae
Product: cytidine and dCMP deaminase domain-containing protein 1-like
Exons: 9
Coding region: 19-1416 (465 amino acids)
Biological process (GO): tRNA wobble adenosine to inosine editing
Molecular function (GO): zinc ion binding; tRNA-specific adenosine deaminase activity
Source: RefSeq, a predicted model, not a curated record